AUGCAUUUUUGUAGAACAUUAAGUUAAUUAGUACUGUUAUCCACAAUGUAAGAAAUGGCUUUACAAUAUUAGUUAUCAAUUAAUCUAGGCAAGUUGUAAUGUUUUUAAGUUUAUUACCACUCCAGAAACAGGUUCUGUUGAACUGAAUUUAGAUCUAACAACUUCAAUAGAUUAAGAUUUUGGAGUCGGAGUUUGGACCAGAUUUCAAAGUCAAUUUGAAGAUAAUGAAAGUUUAGAUAAGAAAAUUCUAAAUUAUUACGUAUUUUCAUAAUUAUAUGAUGGAUCAUUACCUUUGAUUUAUUAUAUAAAAUUGGAUAGAGAAGCUAGGCUCAUAUAUUUUGAAGUGAUAAUAUAAAACUAAGAUAAUUUGUAAUUGAGAGAAUUAGAAGUUAAAUAGGAAAUGGUUGGGUCUAAAUGGGUAUUCUUCUAUUUUUGUUACUCAAACUCAAUUAAAUAAUAUAAUAUGUUUAUUUAUAUAGAUUAAGAUGUUACUCAUGUACAGAUGGCAUCAGGAGGAGAAUACACAAAUUAAAAUGAUUAAAUCAUACCUUUUAUAUUAGGAGGCUCUCUAAAAGUAUUAAUUGUAAGUAUCAUUUAAGUAUUCUAAUUUAUAAUUCAAUAUCAACCUUGAUAUGAAUAGUUUUGCAGGGUAGAUUAGUGACCUUGACCUUAGAACUGGAUCAUCAAACUUUUAUCCAGACAUCCCAACUUUUUUGAGUAAUCUCUAUAAUACAGAUUGUCAAAUUUAUACUUGCCCAGCCACAGCUCAAACAACAAUUUUGGCUAAUUUCUAUAAUGGUGGCUAAAUACUUACAAAAACUAUCACAUUUUAUAAUAAACGAUUUGUAUUAUUUGGCUGGAUAAAAUUAAAUGAACUACCAGAUGUAUAAAUAUAUAUACUAUAUAAAAUAGAUUCGAUCCCUUGAAACCGUAUUCAUUAGAGCUACGUUUAGAAAGAUUUAUUAUGGAGAUAAAUAUUAAGGAGAGAAAGCAUUGUAUUGGAAAUACUAUUAAAGUACUAUGCGUGAUGAUGAUAAUGGUUUUGAAGUAUCCACUUAUCAUAAUGAUCCUAAAAGUGAAAAUCUAAAAUAUCAAACAUUAGAGAGUGAUACUUUUCUUUAAAAAUCUUCAUAUUUUAAGGAUGCUGUUACAUUUUGGCAUUGGUUUGUAUAUCAAGAAGGAUUACCAAAUUCUAAAAUAGAACUUAAUAUCUAUUUUGGAUCUAAAAAAGAAGAGUUAAGUUUCUAAAUGACUCAAGAUCAUUAUGAAAGAGUUACUUAUUAUUUCAAUAUUGGUGGAGAUAAAUUCAUUAAAGGUUUUUCAGGUGAAGUUCGUAAUUUAACAUUUUCCUAUUGUUAAUUAAAUGAUGAUAAACCUUAAAGAUGUAUAAAUAAUAUAUUAUUUAAAAAGAUUGUCAUUAUAGUUGUAAUACAUGUUUUGGACCAAAUGAAAAUCAUUGUAUUGACUGUGUUCCAUAAGCUAUUUCUAAAAGAUCUUUAAAUGGAACUUAUUGUCCUUGUAUUCCGAAUUAUUUAGAUGUGGGUGAACCAUAUUGCUAAAGUAAAUUUUAAGUAUUAGGUGGAAUAAAUAUAUAAGAAGGAUUAAUUUCAGAUACAUCAGGUUGUUAAAGGAAUUAGUUUUUGGUGAUGAUGAAUGAUAAUUCUUAUUGUUUAGAUUGUCCUGGAGCUAUCACUACUUAUGGUUUAUAUUGUAUCGAUUGUGUAUAUAAUCCUACAACAUGGUAUUAAAAUCCAAUUUGCACAAUUGAUUAUUUAAUGCCUAUGACUGAUUCAACUGAUUAUAUAUUUACAAGAAAAGAUAGGAAACAAAAAGAUUAUGAAUACUAUCUAAUAAAUAAAUAUAAUAAUUAAGAUAAACCAAUUUUAGAACCUUGUUUUGGUUGUUUUGGAUAAACUAAUAGCACUAUUAAUUUUAUAGAAAGAUAUACAAUGAAUUAAAUAUCUAAAAUUUUAUGUAAGAAUUGUUAUACAUCUAUAAAUGGGGAAUGUGUUAAUUUAAUUCCUAAUUGUGAUGAAUGUGAUAAUAAAUAAUAAUGUAAAAUUUGUGAAUAAAAUUAUACUUUAUUUGAAUCUUAAUGUUAUCAAUGUCCUAUUGAAUGUCCUAAUUGCAAAUAUAAUACUACUGGAUAUUAUUGUAAAAGUUGUAAUGAAGGAUAUUAUUAUAAUUCUACAUUUGAGUAAUGUUAAUAAUGUGGUUAAUUUUGUUAAAUAUGUUUUUAUUCAAAUUUACUCAAUUUAUUAUAAUGUGUUAAAUGUAUUGAUACUGUAGAUUACUUUAUUGCAUCUGAAUUUGUAUAAUGUUUACCAAAAAAUAAACCUCAUUGUAAAAGUUAAGUAUAAGAAAUUACUCGUACUUUUACAAAUGAGACAUUUCUUUCAACAUAAUAUAUAUUCAGUAUUGAUUUAAGGGCUGAUUUAAUUUCAUAUCCCACUGUAGAUAUAUGUUUAAAGUGUGAUCCACAUUAUAUUAAUGUCAUUAUAGUUCGAAAAUUAUAUGGAUGUUAUAGUGUAAAUGAAGUAGAAGGUAUUACAGGGAUGGCUUUACCUUUGGUUUUGAAGAAUAAAGUAAUCAAUGAUGCCAAUUUUGAAUUAGGCUAUCAUGAAAUGUAUACAAAAGAUGGUACUGAAAAUUAUUAUAUUAUGUUUGGAGAUCCUAUAAUUGAUGGCAAUUAAAAAUAUAAUCCUAUUGUAAUAAGAUAAGAAAAACCAAAUCAAAAACUAUGUUUAGAUAAAAAUUGUGAAUAUUGCAUUUAAAAUUAUGUAUACACUCAAGAAUAUUGCAUUAAAUGUUUUAAACCAUAUUAUGCACAUAAAUUAUAAGGAAAUUGUAUCAUAUGUCCACCUUCUUGUAUAGAAUGUGAAUUUGCUCAUAAAAUUUAUAAGGAUGGAUGGAAAUCAGAUAUGUUACCUGCUUAUCAAUUAAGAGGAAAAUAAGAAUUGCAUCACUUUAGCACCUAUUCACUUUCUACAAAUGUUGAUGAUUAUGAAGUAAAUUGUUUACUUUGUGCUGAUGAUGGUAUUUUACAUAAUGGAAAAUGUUAUCCAAAAUGUCCAUGUAAAUAAUGUAUUAUAGAAAAUGAUGAAGUUAAAUGUAUUACAUGUGAAAAUUCAAUUAAAACAGUUAUUAAUAAUCAAUGUACUCAAUGUCCAUAAUUUUGUGAAUUAUGUAGAGAAUUUACAAAUGAUGAAAUUACUCAAAUUAAUCCAUACUUCAAUUUAUAAAGCACUACUUAUAGAUAAUAUGCAAAAUAAUGUUUAAAGAGAGAUAUUAAUGAUCCAACUCAAGGAAUUUUAUAUAAUGAUCCUUCUUUAGGUUAAGAAAUUAAUUGUAAAAAUCCUGAUAAAAAGGAUUGUUAUUUUUAUGUUGAACUCCAAUAAACAAUAUAUUGUGGAAAAGAUUAAUAUCAAUAAAAUCUUGAUCUAGAAAUUGAUGAUGAUGCCAAACAAUAUUUUAAGAAGUAUUAUUAACCUUUGGAAAAUCUGUUUUCAUCAAAAAAUUCCAGUCAUUUCGAUAUUGAAACAGAUUUCUUAUUUAAUGAAUUAAAUGUUAAAAGUGUUAAAUUAGUUAGAUAUAUUGUAAAUAUAUUACCAAAUAGUGGAGAUUGUAAAAUUAAUAAAAAUACAUUUAUUUAAUCUAAUAUUAGAUCCAAUGUUUUUACAGUAAAAUUCUUGGAAUUAAUAAUCUAAUCAUAAAGUGAUAUUCCUAUCUAUUUUGAAGGCAAUAUUUCAUUCAUUGAAUUUUCAUCAGUUACUCUCAAAAAUUUCUAAAUCAUACCCUCAAACUAAUAAGUUAUCUUUAAUGUUUAUAGUUUAUAUGGUAUGUCUUUUCUUAUGGAACACACUAUAAUUAAAAAUGCCAUUGAUCUUCAAUUUCAAAUAAUUAUAUAGAAUCCUACUUCAAUUUAAAUUAAAAAUCUUGAAAUUUCAGAUUCUCAAUUGAUUAACAUUAAUGGUUUAAUUUCAUACUAUUUUACUUAGAAAUUAAAAAAUUAAUUAGUAUAUACUAUUAAUACAAUCUUAAUUUAGAAUUGUUAAAUAAGUAAUUCUAAUUUGUUUGUUUAAAUCUUAGAUACCAAUUAUGGAAAUCAAAAAUUAAUAGCAACUAAUUUUAAAACUUAAAAGAAUAAAUAUACAAAUUCUAUAGUUUUUCUAACUGAUUUUCUUAAUUAAAUUAGAGAAUCUGAAUUCACAAUUUAAUAAUUUGUAUCUGAUCGUGAAGAACUCACUAACUCUUCCUUAUUUACAUUACAUGGUGCAUUUAAUGUUAUUUUAAAUGAUAUAACUGUUUCAAAUGGAAUAUUUAAUGCAAAUGUAAAAUUGUUCAAACUUCCUUUAUUCAAAAUUAGUAAUUUAAUAAUAUAAGGUAAUAAUUUUUAAAGUGCUGAUAAUAGAGUAAUUACAAACAUUGUUGAUGCUUUAUAUUAAGAUAAUAUUGCUAUCAGUUCUCUCACAUUUAAUUCAAUAUCAUUCAAAAACAAUUAUUAUAAAGGUAGUAAAGUCUUUAUUGAAUUAAUAUAAAGUGAGAAUUUUAAAGAUUUAAGAGUAUAAAUUGAUGGUUUAGCAAUAGAAUCUAAUUAAUUCACUUAAAAAGAAUACUCAAAAUUAAUGACAUCUACAAAUUCAUCCAUAUAUUUAGAUUUAACUUAAAUAACAAUUUUAAAUGUAAAUAUUAUUCGAGCAUUCAAUUUACCAGAAAUAUCAAUCAAUAAUGUUGAUAAAUUAAUUCUAAAGAAUUUAAAAGCUUAAUUAAACAAUUAAUUUAAUAUGAAAUUAAUACAUUAAUAAAUCUCUUGUCUUUAAAAGAAUCUAGAAAUUGGUUAUGGUAGUAUGUUACAAAUAUUUAAUACUAAAACUAUUGAAAUUAAUAAUCUCUAAAUUAUAGGAUUAAUAGUAAUUAAUUUACCUAUCAUUACUAUUAAAUCAUUAGAUGGAUCAAAUUAUAGAUAAUCAGAAAUUAUAGACAUUUCAUAAUUAUAAUUUACUAAUAAUACUAUGAUUCUAUCCAAACUUGCAGAAUAACCUACAAUUUUAAGUAUUAUAUCUGGACAAAAGUAAGAAAUCAAUAUUAUUAAUGUAAUCUCAUUUAAUAAUCAUCAUCAUAGUUAUUUAGAAGACUUACUUUUCAGAUAAUCAUCAACCAUUCUUAUACAAAAUCCAAAUUCAAACAUAAUUUUAAGUGAAUCUACUUUCUCUAAUAAUAUUUUGACAAAUAAUUAAGGAUCUAAUUUAAUUAUUAUUAGUAGUACACUUCUAGUUUAUAAUUGUAUUUUUAAACAUUAAAAUGAUUUGCAAUAUUAAUAUUUAAGUAAUCGAUUGAUUUGGGGUUAUCAUUAGGAUGAAGUAGCUUACUUUGAAAAUUUAUAUUCAAUAUUUACUAUAAAAUCAAAAGGAGGUAAUGGGUAUUUCUCUGCCAAUUAAAUGCAAUUAUAAAAUAUAUCUAGUCAAUAUUCUUUGGGUUUAUAGGGAGGAGCAUUUUAUUUUGGAACUUAAUCAAGUGGUUUAAUUAAAAUAGAGAAUAGUGUUUUUAAUUACAGUUAAGCAAAUUUAUUAAUGAAAGAUAAAUCAUAAGGUGGAACUCUUUUUAUUGAUGCAUCUCAGUCAGAUUUAAUUCUAUAAAUAAUUAAUAAUAGUUUUACUAAUAGUUAUAGUAGAAAUGAAGGUGGAACAAUCUUUAUUGAACCUUCAAGAAACAAUAAUUCAAUCAUAAUUUAAAAUAAUAUUGUAGAGAAUGUAUUUUCAUUAUAGAAUGCAUUCUUAAAGCUUCCAGUUACAUUCAGUAGUAAAUCAUUGAUUUUAAUUGUUACGAUUACUGAUUUAUCAAUUAAGAAUACAUAUAAUGGAUAUCUGUAAUAUUUGGGACGAAUAUAGAAUCUAAAUACUUAAGAAAUAAAAUAUUAAACUUAAAAUUAUUUAAUUUCAAUAGAACGUGGUAAUAUUACUUUAAAAUAUUCUACUAUUUUUAAUAUUUUUGAUUAUGGUGCAAUAGAAAUUUUAGAAGCCAAUUAUCUUAAAUUAGAUGACUUAGUGAUUCAAAAUAUUACUAUAAUCAGUGGAAGCAUUCUUAGUUUACAUUUUAAUAAAAGUAUAUUAUUUUAAUAAUUAUUAGAAUAUUUGACAUCAAUUUAAAUAAUUAAUUUAAAAUUAAAGGAUAUCUCAGAAGUGAUUGGAGAUGUGUCUUUACCAAAUAAACCAAUUCUUACACUUCAAGAAUUAUUCUAUAAAUGCGAUCUUGUACCUAUUUAUCCAACUCAAUUAUAAACAUUAUAUGAUGAAUAAUAGUAAUUCAUUAUUAGUUUAUAUAAUUUCUAUGCAUUAAUAAAGAAUAAAACAAAUCCUAGUUUUAUUUUUGAAAUUGAUUCUAUAUCAUAAAAUCAUGAUAUAUUAAUAGAAAAUAUGAAUAUUUAAAAGAUUAAUUGUACUAAUUGUUAAAAAGGUUUAUUAAAAUUUACAAAUAUAGAUGAAUAAAAAACAUAAAAUCUCAUUUAUUUAAGAGGUUUAAAUAUGAAGGAUAAUACAUGUGGUAUUUUAAGUUGUUUUGUAAUUGCAGCUUAUUCAACAAAUUAAAUUAAAUUAUUCACAAAUUCAAAAUUACAUAGAAUUUUAGAUCAAGUAACUGAAGAAUUUGAUUAACAAAUAUCUACCAUAAAAAUAGAAAAAAGUUUAUUUAGUAAUAAUAGGGCUGAUUUUGGUGGUGGUAUUUUAAUAUCAGGUUUGAGUUCAAUCAUAUCAAAUUGUUAAUUUACAAAUAAUAUAGCAACUUUAAUAGCAGGAGCUAUAUAUUUUGAUCAUUAAUAUGGAACAUCAUUAAUUGUAUAUGAUUCAGUAUUUGCAAAUAAUCAAGCAAAAGUUGGUGGUGCAUUAUAUUUAAGUGAAUAUUAAAUAAAUACUCCAUAAAAAUUGAAUAAUGUAUUUUAAGGAAAUUAGGCAACUUAUUUUGGUAAUAAUUUAGCAGAUUCACCUACUUAAUUGACAUUAUAAAUAGGAGAAAAGAUAAUGUAAAAAGAAUCAUUAGAGAACAAUUCAACUAAUAAGACUGAUAUUAUAGUAAUAAAACAAUACACUAUAGGAAGUAAAUAAUAUGAUUACAUUAUGUUACCAAGUGGAUAAGCUAUUAGAGAAUAUUAAAUUUUUGAUGAAUAAACUUAAUAAUAUAUUCCAUAUAAUUUUACUUUUAGAAUAAUUCCUCUUAAUGAAGAAAAAAAUUAAAUAAAAGCUUUAGAUGGUAGCAAAUGUUUUAUAAAGGGAAGAUAAAUUAUUAAUAAAUCAGAAGGAGAAUUCUAUAGUAAUUUCACUAGUAUCACAGAAGUUUAAUUCAAUACAACCAGUCAAGAUUACAAUUUAGAUUAAAUGAUUAUUACAUUUGAUCCUGAUUAUUCUUAAAUUGGCUAUUUGUAGCUUGAAAUAACUUGUGAUUCCAUUAAAAUUCCAAUAUUUUCAUAAAAACCUCCUUAUUAAUUAUAGGAAUAUUUCACAAACUAUAGAUUAAGAGUCAAUCUCUAAACAUUUUCUUGUUAAAGAGGAGAAUAUAAAACUAGAUAAGGAACAUGUAAAUUAUGUGAUUCAAAUUCUGAUUAGUAUAAUGUUAAAGCUGGUGAUUAAUGUUAAAUUAAAGAUUCAAUAAAAAUGUAGUAAGUUUCUUCAGCAAGAAUCAUGUUAAGACCAGAAUAUUGGAGACCUUUUGAAAGUAGCUAUAAAAUAGAAUAUUGUUUGAAUUUACCAGAAAAUUGUAUUGGAGGAUGGAAUCCUGGUAAUGAUUUAUGUUCAGAAGCACAUAUAGGAGCAUUGUGUGAAUAAUGUGAUAUGUAUAAUAUUAGAGGUUAAGGUUCUUAUUCUGUUAGUACACCUUAUAAAUGUGGAAGUUGUAAUGAUAUUGGUGAUAAUACUUUAAAAGUUAUUCUAGUUAGUGUUUGGACUAUGAUCUCAAUUUUAAUAUCAGUUAAAGGAACUGUUGAAACUGUUGAUAAAAUGGUUACUUAAUACUAAAUGUAAAAAUUCAAAGUAUUUCAAAAAGAUCCAAAAGCAGGAUAUGGAAGUGUUUUAAUAAAAGUUUUAACUAAUUAUUUAUAAAUUAUUGGAGCUCUUGCAACAUUUUAACUUUAAAUUCCAAGUGUUCUUUAAUCAUCAGUAAGAUCAGUUGGUAAUCCAACAGAAGCUAUGAGUUUUUCUCUUGAUUGCUUUUUAGUAAAUCUUGUUGAUAUUGAUAUCAUUUAUUUCAGAAUGAUAUGGGCUCUAAUUAUGCCCAUAAUAUAUAUGUUAUCAUUCCUGGUCAUUUAUGCUAUUACCAUCAUAAUUAAUUUAGCUAAGCCUGAUAAAACUGCAUUAACAACUACAGCAAUCUAUUUAUUCACAUAUUUAUAACCUACUUUAAUUGGUGGAUUUAUUUCCUUGUUAUCUUUCAGACAAAUUUCCAAUUUAUAUUGGAUUCAAGGUAAUGUUUCUUAUAGAUAUGAUACUGAAACACAUUUCAACUGGAUUUUAACCUUUAUAUUACCUUCCACCUUAGUUCUGGCAUUUAUUAUUCCAGCAUAUAUGUUUAUCAGUUUAUAUAAACAAAGACAUAAUCUGGAAAAAGAAAGUACUAGAAAAAAUUGGGGUUAUUUGUAUAAUGAAUAUUAAGCUGUUGCAUAUUUUUGGGAAAUUGUUAAAGUACUUGAAAAAGGAUUUAUUAUUAUAUUUUUAACAUUCUAUGAGGAUUUGAUCAUUAUAAAAGGAGCUUUAGUUUUUAUAAUAGUUUUCAUUUAUUAACUAUUAACUAGAACUUAUAGGCCUUAUAAAUUGCCUUUCUUAAAUUUGGUGGAUGAAUUCAGUACACUAAUUUGUGGAUCUUCUAUUGUCAUAGGAAUGACCAUAUAUUAAUCCUAUUUAUCUGAUAAUUAGGAAAUUAUUUGGCCAUUCUAUAUACUUUUAAUAACAUUCAAUUCAGUCUUCAUUAUAAUUAUUCUUUGGGAAAUUAUUUUAGCGUAACUUGAUGAUUAAUAAGAAAAUCUUGAUAAAGUUAGAGAUUUGAUAAAUAAAAAGUUCCCUAAUCUAUAAAAUUCAAAUUGGAUUUUCAAAAGACUAUUGACCAACCGUGGACAACAAUAGAAAAGAAUUAGAAGAAGAUUUUAAAUGAUAAGAAGGUAUCUUAUAAAAUUAGUUCGCAAUAAUCCAGGAAUUUAUUAAUUACCUACUCCUAUUCAUUCAUAUCCAGACAAACCAGUGAUGUUUGAAAAUCAAGAAAAAUAACAGCUAUUACCUAAUCAUCAAUAAGAUAUUAAAGAUAAUACCUAAAUGGUAUAAAAAAGAGGAACUAAAAUAUUUCCUGUUGAUUAAGAUUAAAAAACCUUUGAAAGCAUUAGAUAUGAUGAUAAACGUUAAUCCCCUUGA
Messenger RNA from Paramecium primaurelia, 9386 nucleotides. Lineage: Eukaryota; Ciliophora; Oligohymenophorea; Peniculida; Parameciidae. The record is from the annotation of a GenBank genome assembly.